This is a messenger RNA of Gymnodraco acuticeps, 9084 nucleotides long. It is a transcript of the gene sdk2b, whose product is annotated as sidekick cell adhesion molecule 2b. The record is from RefSeq and is a predicted model, not a curated record. NCBI's taxonomy places the organism in Eukaryota, Metazoa, Chordata, Actinopteri, Perciformes, Bathydraconidae. Gene Ontology annotation, molecular function: protein binding.
UCGUCCUCAUCCGACGCACACCGGCAGCCGGGCUCUCCUCCGCGGCAGGCUCCGACCAUGACAGCGUGCGCUCUCCUUCCCCCUUCUGCUCUCUUUCUUUGCUCUCCUCGCUGCUGAACUUCUCCUCCAGUCUGUCAAACUGAAACGCCGACCUUGACUGCGCGCUGUGGACAGGAUUCGAGUAAAAGUCUGUCCGCUUUUUUUUUUUUGAGAGGGGAAAAACUGGAACCACUCGGGGUGCCGGCAGCAACGGGUGAAGUUUGAAGUAAGACGCAGGAAAGGAAGAUAACCCUCAGGACUCACGAAGAGUCCGUGAAAAAGUAUGAUCCUGCCUUGUUACAGGUGCAGCGAGCAAUGGACUAACCUGGAUUCAUCUGACUGAGUUGCAUCCAAUACUUCAGAGAAACCAACUGGCUGCGUUGCUACUUCUAGGAAAAUAUCUCUCUAUCCUACGGAGUCUGUGGAACAUUAUAUCAACACAUUAUAACUGUAAAAACGAAUUUACACUCUGAAUUUCUCCGGUCACUACAGGCUGCAGGAACAGAGGCUCGGUUUUGCGCUCCCAGAUCGGUGCGCUUUUCCCGGAUCCAGUGCCGGCAGGUUCCCGUACGGAGACCCGGCGUUAGGUGGACAGCAGCGGAACCACACCGGGACACGGACACAGAAGCACACCGGGCACUUGUUGUCCAUUCUGCCCAGUUUGGGACAAUGUUUGAGGACUCCUGGAGCAGAUCGAUGUGGCGCGCCACAUGGAUUUUAAUUUCCUCCUUAAUCAUCCACUCCACACAAGCUCAAGAUGACGUGCCUCCCUACUUCAAGACGGAGCCGGUGCGCAGCCAGCUCCAUCUGGAACGCAACAGGCUGGUUCUGACCUGUAUGGCUGAGGGAAGCUGGCCACUGGAGUUCAAAUGGAUCCACAACAACACUGAGCUGACCCGCUUCUCCCUGGAGUACAGGUACCUGAUCCCCUCAUUGGACCGCUCCCAUGCCGGCCUCUACCGUUGCAUCGUGAGGAAUCGUGUGGGAGCCCUGCUGCAGAGGCGCACAGAAGUACAGGUGGCCUUUAUGGGCAGUUUUGAGGAGGAGGAACGCUCCCAAUCCAUCUCCCAGGGAGAGGGUGCGGUGGUCCAUGCGCCGCGCAUUCGCAGCUUCCCCCAGCCCCAAGUCACCUGGUUCAGAGAUGGGCGUAAGAUUCCACCCAGCAGUCGCAUUGCCAUCACUCUGGACAACACGCUGGUUAUUCUGUCUACAGUGGCACCAGACGCCGGGCGCUACUACGUACAAGCUGUAAAUGACAAGAACGGAGAGAACAAGACCAGCCAGCCCAUCACCUUAUCAGUAGAGAAUGUAGGAGGUCCAGCAGACCCCAUUGCCCCCACCAUCAUCAUCCCUCCAAGGAACACUAGCGUGGUCACAGGCACCUCCGAGGUCACCAUGGAGUGUGUUGCCAACGCCAGGCCUCUCAUCAAGCUGAGUAUCACGUGGCGUAAGAACGGCGUGUUGGUGACGAGCGGUUUGAGCGACUUCAACCGCCAGCUGACCAUCAUCAACCCCCUGGUGGGCGACGCCGGCUUCUACGAGUGCGAGGCCAUCCUCCGCAGCAGCAGCGUGCCUUCAGUCAGCGGCGGGGCUUAUCUGCAUGUUCUGGAACCACCGCAGUUUAUCAAGGAACCAGAGAAGCACAUCACAGCUGAGAUGGAAAAGGUGGUGGACAUUCCCUGUCAGGCACGAGGAGUCCCCCAGCCAGACAUUGUGUGGUACAAGGAUGCUUUUCCCAUCAACCCCGUGAAGAUGCCCAGGUACAGAGUGCUGGUGGGGGGCAGCCUUCAGGUCAACGGCCUCCUGCCAGACGACACCGGGAUGUUCCAGUGCUUCGCCAGGAACUUGGCAGGAGAAGUUCAGACCAACACCUACCUCGCUGUCACCAGUAUUGCCCCGAAUAUCACAGCCGGACCCUCAGACAGCACUGUGAUCGACGGCAUGUCAGUCAUCCUGCACUGCGAGACCUCUGGAGCUCCGAGGCCCGCGAUCACCUGGCAGAAAGGUGAGCGUGUGUUGGCCAGCGGCUCGGUCCAGCUGCCCAGGUUCACCCUCCUCGAGUCAGGCAGCCUCCUCAUCUCCCCCUCACACAUCUCAGAUGCCGGGACCUACACCUGCAUGGCGAGCAACUCCAGGGGCAUCGAUGAGGCGUCCGCUGACCUCGUGGUCUUGGCUCGCACCCGGAUUACCACCCCCCCACAGGACCAGAGUGUUAUCAAAGGAACUAAAGCUGUGAUGACCUGUGGAGUCACACAUGACCCAAGUGUAACUGUCAGGCAUGUCUGGGAGAAAGAGGGCUCAGUGGUCAACGUCCAGUCCAUCCCCCGCAUGCGCCUGGAGGCAGACGGGACCCUCCACAUCUCCCAGACCUGGUCAGGUGACAUCGGCACAUACACCUGCAGAGUCACCUCCGUUGGGGGGAACGACUCCCGCAGCGCUCACCUCAGAGUCAGGCAGCUGCCCCAUGCUCCAGAGAACCCUACAGCCGUGCUGAGCGCAUCGGAAAAAAGAGCCAUCGACCUGGCCUGGGCCAAGCCUUUUGAUGGCAACAGCCCCCUCAUUCGCUACAUCCUGGAGGUUUCUGAGAACAAUGCUCCCUGGGCCAUCUUGCUGGCAAACAUCGAGCCAGAGUCCACAGUGGUGACGGUGAACGGUUUGAUCCCGGCGCGCUCCUAUCAGUUCCGCCUCUGUGCCGUUAAUGAUGUGGGGAAGGGGCAGUUCAGCAAGGAGACAGAACGGGUCUCUCUCCCAGAGGAGCCCCCCAGUGCUCCGACUCAAAACGUCAUUGCCAGCGGUCGCACCAACCAGUCCAUCAUGAUCCAGUGGCAGCCCCCGCCCGAAAGCCACCAGAACGGCAUCCUCAGGGGCUACACCGUCCGGUACCGUCUGACUGGCCUUCCUGUGGACUACCAGAUAAAGAACAUAACUAGUCCUGAGGUGACUAACCUUCUCCUGGAGGACCUAAUCAUAUGGACCAACUAUGAGAUUGAGGUUGCCGCGUACAACGUGGCGGGUUUGGGCACUUUCAGCCAUAAAGUCACUGAGUGGACUCUGCAGGGAGUACCCACCAUCGCCCCCGGAAAUGUGCAGGCCGAGCCGGUCAACUCGACAACUAUCCGUUUCACGUGGACGGCCCCUAACCCUCAGUUCAUCAACGGCAUCAACCAGGGCUACAAGUUACUGGCCUGGGAGCCCGGCAGAGACGACGAUGUUACUAUGGUAACAGUGCGACCGAACUUCCAGGACAGCGUCCAUGUGGGAUAUGUGACAGGUCUCAAGAAGUUCACAGAGUAUUACACCUCUGUGCUGUGUUUCACCACGCCAGGAGACGGCCCCCGGAGCCCGCCCAAAGCAUCGAGGACACACGAGGACACCCCCGGUGCUGUGGGUCACCUGAGCUUCACUGAGAUCCUGGACACCUCGCUCAAAGUCAGCUGGAGCGAGCCCGGCGAGAAGAAUGGAGUCCUCACAGGUUACCGCAUUUCGUGGGAGGAGUUCAACCGCACCAACACCAGAGUUACCCACUACCUGCCCAAUGUCACCUUAGAGUACAGGGUCACUGGACUCACUGCUCUCACCACCUACACCAUAGAAGUGGCAGGGAUGACGUCCAAAGGCCAGGGCCAGCUGUCCUCCUCCACCAUCUCCUCCGGGGUCCCACCAGAGCUUCCUGGUCCUCCUACCAAUGUGGCAAUCUCCAACAUCGGCCCACGCUCCGUCACCCUACAGUUCAAACCGGGUUAUGAUGGCAAAACCUCCAUUUCCCGUUGGCAGAUGGAGGCCCAGGUUUCUGUGGUGGGGGAGAAUGAGGACUGGGUGAUGGUCCACAAAGUGUCCAACGAACCUGAGGCUCGCUCCUUGGAGGUGCCUGGUCUCAACCCUUACACCUUCUACAGGUUCCGUAUGCGCCAGGUGAACAUUGUUGGCACCAGCCUCCCCAGCCAGCCCUCCAGGAAGAUCCAGACUCUCCCUGCCCCCCCUGACAUGGCCCCCGCCAACGUCACCCUGCGCACCGCCAGCGAGACCAGCCUCUGGUUGCGAUGGAUGCCUUUGCCUGAAUGGGAGUACAACGGGAACGCAGAGCAGGUGGGCUACAGGGUCCAGUACUCCCGCGCGGGCUCACAGGGCCGGGCGCUGAUCCACAUCAUCGCAGACCGCCUGGAGAGAGAGUUCACCAUCGAGGACCUGGAGGAGUGGACGGAGUACGAGGUCAGGGUCCAGGCCGUCAACGGCAUCGGGACGGGACCCUGGAGCCAGCCCGUCAGAGGCAGGACGAGGGAGUCUGUCCCCUCCUGUGGACCCACCAACGUUUCUGCCUUCGCCACCACCUCCAGCAGCAUCCUGGUGCGCUGGUUUGAAGUUCCCGAGCCAGACAGAAAUGGACUCAUUCUUGGCUACAAGGUGGUGUUCAAAGAGAAGGACUCUGACAGUGCGGUCCACUUCUGGAUGGUGGAGGGGAACGCCACCCACAGCAUUCAGCUCACCGGUCUUGGGAAAUACGUUCUGUAUGAGAUCCAGGUUCUGGCUUUCACACGGAUUGGAGAUGGACGGCCCAGUUCUCCACCCAUCCUGGAGAGGACUCUGGAUGAUGUGCCAGGACCUCCUGUGGGUAUCCUAUUCCCUGAAGUGCGGACCACCUCUGUCAGGCUUAUUUGGCAGUCUCCCUCGCAGCCUAAUGGCAUAAUACUUGCCUACCAGAUCACAUACCACCUCAACUCCUCCAACAGCAACACACCCACAGUGGACGUGCUGAUCCCCAGUGCUCGCCAGUACACUGUGACCAGCCUCAAGCCGGAGUCCGUCUACGUGUUCCGCAUCAAAGCGCAGACGAGGAAGGGCUGGGGCGAGGCUGCUGAGGCGCUGGUGGUCACCACGGAGAAGAGAGCUCGUCCCCAGCCGACCAGCCGCCCCAUGGUUCCUCAGAAAGACGUCCAGGCCCGUCAUGUCCUCCUGUCCUGGGAGCCGGGCAGCGACGGCCUGUCCCCUGUGCGUUACUACACCGUGCAGCAAAGAGAGCUUCCUGAGAGCAACUGGACCGUCCACUCUGCCUCCGUCAACCAUGAGGCCUCCUCCUACAUAGUAUCAAGGCUGAAGCCCUUCACAUCCUACCAGUUCAGAGUAAAAGCCACCAAUGACAUAGGGGACAGUGAGUACAGCGAGGAAAGUGAAGCAAUCACGACACUACAGGACGCGCCUGACGAAGCACCCUCCAUUCUCUCUGUGACACCGCACACAACGACGUCCGUGCUGAUCCGCUGGCGGCCCCCCUCUGAGGAGAAGAUAAACGGAAUCUUACUGGGCUUUCGGAUUCGAUAUCGUGAGCUGCUUUAUGACCGUCUGCGCAGUUACUCUGCUCACACCAUCAGCAGUUUGUCCACCUGGGGCGAUCUCACCGCACCCUACAGCAUCCAGAACCUGAGUGAUUCAACUCAGACCCAGCAUCAGUUGGACAAGCUGAGUAAACACAAGCGCUACGAGAUACGCAUGAGUGUUUACAACGCUGUGGGCGAGGGGCCGACCAGCACGCCACAGGAGGUGUUUGUGGGGGAGGCAGUGCCUACAGCGCCGCCCCAGAGUGUGGCCAUUCAGUCCGCAACCGCCACCCAGCUGGACGUGACGUGGGACCCUCCCCCCGUGGACGCACAGAACGGAGACAUCCAGGGCUACAAGGUUUACUUUUGGGAGUUCCAGCGCAAGAACGAUACGGAGCGGCUGCGGACUCUGUUCAUGCCGGAGGGGGGAGUGAAGCUGAAGAACCUGACCGGUUACACCACCUAUAUGAUCAGUGUGGCCCCUUUCAACGCAGCUGGGGACGGACCCCGCAGCGCACCCACGAGGGCCCGCACCCAGCAAGCAGCUCCCAGUGCCCCCAGCUUCAUCCACUUCAGUGAGCUGACCACCACCUCCGUCAACGUAUCCUGGGGCGAGCCCACCUUCCCUAAUGGCAUCAUCGAGGGCUACCGUCUGGUCUACGAACCCUGCACACCGGUAGAUGAGUCCUCAGUGGCCUGUGUCGACUGUCUCCACUCCCCCUCCCCCCCAGGCGUCAGUAAGACAGUGACAGUGGAUGUGAAGGGGACCGGCCCCCUCUGGUUGAAGCUCAGAGACCUGGCCGACGGCAUCACCUACAACUUCCGCAUCAGAGCCAAGACUUUCAUCUACGGGCCUGAGGUGGAGGCCAACAUCACCACCGGCCCCGGGGAAGGAGCCCCGGGACCCCCAGGAGAACCCUUCAUCACUCGCUACGGUUCGGCCCUGACUAUCCACUGGACCAGCGGGGACCCGGGACGUGCUCCCAUCAGUCGCUACGUGAUCGAGGCCAGACCUUCAGAUGAGGGAUUGUGGGAUAUCCUAAUCAAGGACAUCCCCAAGGAGGUGACAUCACACACAUUCAACAUGGAUAUCCUGAAGCAAGGGGUCAGUUACGACUUCAGGGUCAUUGGAGUGAACGACUACGGGUACGGCUCCCCCAGUCUACCUUCUCCUUCGAUAUCUGCCCAAAAAGUGGCGCCUUUCUACGAGGAGUGGUGGUUUCUGGUCGUGGUGGCUUUGGUGGGGCUCAUCUUCAUCCUGCUGCUGGUCUUCAUCCUCAUUAUCAGAGGCCAGAGCAAGAAGUACGCCAAGAAGUCAGAAUCAGGAAACAACUCCAACUGUAACGCUCUGACCCACGGAGACAUGGUCAGUCUGGACGAAGGCCGUUUCCCCGCUCUGGAACUCAACAACCGAAGGCUGUCUGUGAAGAACUCUUUCUGCCGGAAGAACGGCGUCUACACCAGGUCUCCUCCUAGGCCCAGUCCAGGCAGUUUACACUACUCAGACGAAGACGUCAGCACAAAGUACAACGACCUGAUCCCCGCAGAGAGCAGCAGCCUGACUGAGAAGCCCUCCGAAAUCUCAGACUCACAGGAGGCGCUGGUGUUUUCAUAUGGGACAGGUGGCCUACAUACACUUCCACUGCAUUUGGGCAGCGACAGUGAGUACGAGGUGGACCCCAACCGCCAGAAGACCCACUCCUUCGUCAACCACUACAUCAGCGACCCCACCUACUACAACUCCUGGCGCCGCCAACAGAAAGGCAUCUCCCGGGCUCAGGCCUACAGCUACACCGAGUCCGAGUCGGGGGACCCGGACCACUGCGCCCCCCCGCCACUGCCUCCUCUACCUCCACUGCCCCCCCAGCUCAGUUCCCCUAGCCCCCAGCCUCAACAGGCCCAGGGCCAGCCUCAGGGCCAGCCUCAGGGCCAGCCUCAGGGCCAGCCUCAGGGCCAGCCUCAGGGCCAGCCCCAGGGCCCGCCCCAGGUUCAUCCCCAGGGCCAAGGCAGCCUGUUCAGGCCCAAAGGUAGCCGGACUCCCACCCCCUCCCAGCAGAGCUCCAACCCACCCAGCCAGCAGAGCACCCUCUACAGGCCCCCCAGCAGCCUGGCCCCUGGCUCGCGGGCCCCAAUCGCUGGCUUCUCUUCCUUUGUGUGAAAUAUGCAGUAAAGGACUUUUCUGGAAAUAUCUUCCCAUCUUAUGAAGGAGUACACCGAAACGCGCAGUCCACCCAAUCACGUAUUUUUUAGGCUUUUCGUUCUUCUCAUUGCUUUGUCUGUGUUAUUUCUCAGCCUGGAAACUUGCGGAACAACACUUUUAUGUUAUUGUUUAAUGUGUGGAAGUGUGCCAAUUUAGAUGUAUCUCUGAUAAAAUAGUCCCUGCAUCAUCUAUUCACUUUUAUGUUGCUAUUUGAACUAUUAGCAUGCCUUUAUUUCCUCGUUUGUUUGUUACUUUUCUUUGAAUACAUUCACAUGGUAAUCUAUUUGAUUCUGUACAAAGUCACAAGAAUCUUUGAAAACACACACAUAAAUAUAUAUAUAUAUACAGUAUAUAUAUAUAGUAGAUGUACCUAAAAGACUAAAUCAAGUCAAUGCGGAGUGUGCAUUGAUGGAGACUGAAAUAACAAUAUGUGAUGGAGCCAUAUUGUGGACGUGAAAGGACAAUUGUUUGCUUGGAUUGUUAUAAACUUGAUGUAAAAAGAAGAAAAAAAUGGACGUUAUAAGAGACAGACGUGGAUGUGGAACUCAGGCCAAAUCGAACACAUUUUAAUGUGUUGGUUUGGAGAGUUUUAAGGAGACAUUGGAGAAACAAUCAUGGGAUUCCAUGGGAAAUGGCUCUCUGGCCUACAGCACACAAACACUUGGAAAAAUCGGACAACCUGGACACGGCAGGUCAAAUGUCAAUGACUGUGCCAUGCCUGAAGGAUCCUGCAGAUAUAUGAAAUGAGUGUAUAUCUGUUUAAGUGGAAGUGUUUAAGUCUUUUUGUGAGUGUGUUACAGUGGAUCAAAGAUGCCUUGAUAGAGAAACAUUAUUUAUAAUAUCUGGCACCAAUUGCUACUGGACUGCUGGCGGUGCUCUUGACCGCGGCAUCGUAAUGGCUGGCCUCGCGCUACGGGAGCCUUCUUUUAAUCGUGACAGACGUGGGCUGUGAAUUAAUUUGCAUUCACAAUCCAUUUUUUUUUUUCACCCUUUGCUGGCUCAAAUAUACACACGUAAGUUUCAUUCUGCAUAUGUCUACUGAAAUGCUUCGAAAGCCAAACGAAGGGGGUUAAAACUGUCUAAAGUAGACAGUCACAGCUGGGCACAGUUGCUCGAUCUGCUCAAAUGUAAAGGGGAAUUUUUCAUAAGCAACUACCUUUUUUCCCGUUUCCUUCCCUGCUGGUAUAACUCUUCUCUGUCACUGCUCACAAUCACGGGGCAGAGCUGAGGCUGCACCAAGAGAUGAUGUCAUCGGAUUGCCUCACCUCUUUCCCCUUUGUGUAAUCAACCACGCUGUACUAUUCAGGUGUGACUGUAUUGUCCCAAAUGCUAAUGCGUGUGCAUGUGUGCGUGUGAUUACACUUCUCGUGCGUAAGCUUUACAGAUCAUUCACUGUGUGUCUGGUUAUAAAGAGAUUGUCCUGCAGCAUCUGUAAACCUGCCUGGAGUAGCGCCACACCAGGCGCACUCGUAACGCUAUAGUGAAGACUCAGUGGUGUGUUCCUAGUUUUCAUAGUAAAAAAAAUGUCAUCUA